ACUCUACUUCGGUAUGCGUCACUGGCGCCUCUGGUUUUAUUGGGUCUCACAUAGUGGAGCAAUUGUUACAGAAAGGGUACACAGUGCACGCCACAGUCCGUGAUGCCAACGACUUGGAGAAAACACGGCAUUUGCGCAGGAUGGCGGAGGAAUAUAGCAGCGGUGAGCAGACAAGGACAACUAGGGCGACCAGUGGAAGCCAGACAGGGACAGCUAGGCCUCGUGGAGAAAGAUCAAAUUCAAAAUUGCGUUUGUUCUCAACUGGUGACAUUGCGAGAACCGCAGCAAGACGUGGGGGUGGUAGUAUUGUUGAGCAAAAUGAAGUCGGCGCUCAUCAUGGAGGUCAGAACGAACAUGAAGAGGAAAUAGGAAAAGCUGAACUUGAACAAUCUUAUUUAUCAACAACACUCUCCACGUCCACAUCAACCGCAUGUGGAGGCACAACGUCUGUUUUUGACGCGGCCUUGGAAGGUUGUAGUGCAGUGAUUCAUACGGCAACGCCUGUGAAGAUUUUUCCUCAAGAUGGGAAGCAGGAUAUUUACGAGCCUGGAUUAGCCGGUCUUCGCGAGAUUUUGGAC
Molecule: messenger RNA, 578 nt
Organism: Amoebophrya sp. A25
Lineage: Eukaryota; Dinophyceae; Syndiniales; Amoebophryaceae
Source: the annotation of a GenBank genome assembly